UUUGAGAUGUAAGUCUUAUGUCCAGUUAAUUAUGCGGAAAUAUGACAUCAUCGAUUAGAUACUCACUGUAAGUAUUAAUAUUUAUGUAAAUAUGUUUAAAUUAUAACACUGGAUAGGUGAAAACAUAUUUACAUCACCAUAUACCUUGAUAGACCUAUGAAACAGCACCUCAUUUUUAGAUGGAUAAUGUCAUGCAUUAAUUAACAUAAUUAUCACUUAAGUGAACUAACUACUAAGUGAAAAUGCUGAGAACUGAUCGUGAUUAACAUACUAAAAAGUACAACAUUUUUGCACGCUUUUUUAGUUAAACAGAGAAAGAGAUUUUUGUACUUUAGAACUGAAUAAAGGUGAAAGGUAGCAUAUAUUUCAUGUAUAUUAGCCAAUCACAGUGGCUGGAAAAACACAACGAUAUGUUAUAGCUAAUAUCGAUCUCUAUCAACAUUUUAGAAGUCAGUCAAUAUAAUUCUCUUAUAAACAGAGGUGUAGAAAAGUCGUAUUUAUUGUUACACUUAUAAACUUUUGACAUUAUUCUUCAGAAAUGUCAGUUUCCACCUAUUGGAAAGAGUUACUGGAUGUAUUACUAACACGUCCAGUUUUGUAACGCACAGUCAUUGGGAUACUCACUCGGUGUUAAAGUAACUGUAAAGAUGUUCUAUUACAAGUAUAGAAAAACAGGACAGUUCCAGAUUAGUUAGAAGAAGUCGUAAUGUCAAACUUCACAACUAACACGACAAAUGCAACAAAUGGGUAUAUUUGCCUUAAAACAGGUGGCAAAAGUUCGCCAGAAGUUAGAUACAUUGUUGUAGGAGCAAGUAUUGUCGUCAUGUUAUUAAUAAUUUCAAGCAAUUCCAUUUUAAUUAGAGCUUUAAGAAGUGGAAAGUGUACUAGAACAGAUAAAUAUUUUCUGGUCCUAUCGGUUUCGGAUCUUUGCGUUGGUUUGUUCGCCGUGCCGUCUGUUCUAUUACUAUAUGUUGGUUUCACAGAAGAAACAUUGUGUGCAAUUUUUCCUUUCGUAGCAUUUUUUCUUGUGUCUCCAUACUUAUUUUCAUGGGUUAUGACGAUCAUAAUAUCAAUCGAUAGGUGUGUGUUAGUUACUCAUCCGAACUUUCAUUCUGGAUUUUGCAAACCCGUUCUAAAGUACUUCAUUCCAUUUUGUUUGCUCGGCACUGUUGGAGUUGGCAUCUCUUUCUUUUUACAUGAUUUCUAUGAAGAAAAUAUAUUAUUAAAGAUGUCAGACGCGAGAAAUUAUAGGUAUAAACUACUUAUUACACAAGUUCUCACAACUGGAGGAGGACUUUUAUUAACGAUUGCAGUGGGUGCAACCCAGAUUUAUUUAAUGUUGCGUGUUCGAAGUAAUAUGGCAAAAAUGGAUGGCAAUCGUCAUGCCAAUGUUGAUUAUAACAGACGAAUAACCGAUACAAUUGCGAUGAUGUUUUUCAGUGCUGCGUUAUGUAAUAUAUUUUAUAUGGUUAUUUUCACUUUAACACAUUUUAUGAGUAAAGAUUUCGAAACGACGUAUUUUAUGAUACGUUUAAGUAACGCAGCUUCUAUAGUUCUGUAUUCGAAUUCAUUUUUCAAUUCAAUUAUUUUGUUAACCAGGAGUUCAAAGCUAAAAAAACAAACAAUAGCAAAACGAAAAUGAAAUUCGAAAGUGGGAAACAAACAAAAAGGAAGAAAAAUGCAUUGAAAAUUUACUAAUUGCAAUUGAUUCAGAAUGCAAUAAUGAAAAUAAAAAAUCAUCCUCUCCUUCUUCGACGCAGCAAGAUGAAGAAAAACAAGAAAAAGAUGUACUUUUUGUUUAAUAUCUAAAUAUAAUUAAAUAUCAAAUGUAUCUAAUGAGUUUGAUAAAAUGACUAAAUGUUACAAUUGUCCUUUUAUGCGACAAAAUUUCUUAGAUUCAUAUUUAUUAUCUAAGAAAA
Messenger RNA from Hydractinia symbiolongicarpus, 1919 nucleotides. RefSeq lists its product as uncharacterized. The transcript has 2 exons. Gene Ontology annotation, biological process: G protein-coupled receptor signaling pathway. NCBI's taxonomy places the organism in Eukaryota, Metazoa, Cnidaria, Hydrozoa, Anthoathecata, Hydractiniidae. The coding region runs from base 707 to 1642 and encodes 311 amino acids. Gene Ontology annotation, cellular component: membrane. Gene Ontology annotation, molecular function: G protein-coupled receptor activity. The record is from RefSeq and is a predicted model, not a curated record.